Molecule: messenger RNA, 1732 nt
Organism: Pecten maximus
Lineage: Eukaryota; Metazoa; Mollusca; Bivalvia; Pectinida; Pectinidae
Product: cell wall protein DAN4-like
Exons: 4
Coding region: 201-1262 (353 amino acids)
Source: RefSeq, a predicted model, not a curated record
UUCUACUUAUAUGUUCUAUAGUUCUACUUCACCAAAUAAAAAAUGUUGACGCAUUUGGGAGUUGCUACUCAAUAUUCGAGUGUCCUGCUAACGCCUACUGUGAUGCAGGCUUCUCGUUACCUCCAUGGGAAUGUGAGUGUUUUGGCGGAUAUGUGUAUCAGCAGAAUUCGUAUAGCUGUCUAGAUCCAUGUGACAUCAUAAUGUGUCACAUGACACAAUAUUGUGAAGAUGGCGUUUGUUAUUGUAACCAAGGAUACCAACAGUCUCAACAGGGCCCCUGUACACUAAUCCCAACUACAACGAAAACCCGAACUACUUCUACAACAGCUCGAUCUACAACAGCCGAGCCGACAACUACUUCUGACAUCACUCAAACUACAACGGCCGAGGCCACAACUACUUCUGACAUCACUCAAACUACAACGACCGAGGCCACAACUACUUCUGACAUCACUCAAACUACAACGGCCGAGGGGACAACUACUUCUGAUAUCACACAAACUACAACGGCCGAGGCCACAACUACUUCUGACAUCACUCAAACUACAACGGCCGAGGGGACAACUACUUCUGAUAUCACACAAACUACAACGGCCGAGUUGACAACUACUUCUGACAUCACUCAAACUACAACGGCCGAGUUGACAACUACUUCUGAUAUCACACAAACUACAACGGCCGAGUUGACAACUACUUCUGAUAUCACACAAACUACAACGGCCGAGUUGACAACUACUUCUGAUAUCACACAAACUACAACGGCCGAGUCGUCAACUACUUCUGACAUCACACAAACUACAACACCGCAGGCGACUACUACUUCUGAUAUCACUCACAUUACCACCUCCGAUGCAACUACAUCUAACAUUACUCAGAUGACAACAACAACAACAACAACAACAACAACAGAAGAUUCAUCUACAACUGACAAUUCCGAAACAACAUCCAUUGCCGUUACUCCGAAUUCUGCUAAUCCAGUGUGUAGUUGUUUGUGCAGUGUAGAUAAUACAACACGAACACUGACUCUAUUUAUGCAGGAAGUUGUUGCAGAGCUGAAGUUGAAUUUUACGACAUUGUCCUCAUUUCGCCGUAAACUGACCUGUGCCUCGGACAAUAGGAUAUCAGCUCAGACAGUUGGGUCAUUAGGAGCUUUCCUGCUAGCCUUACCAUUUACAUGCAUGUUGAUAUUAGACAUUCAAUCGUCGCUUCGGUUUUUCUAUGAAAGACAUACCAGAAAUAGAACCGUGAAAGUUAUUUCAUGAAAUAUGCUGUCAAUCAAAUAUAAAAUACAGAUUUCUCAUUGGUAGUAUUAUUUUGGCUUCCAUCAUCUGUCUUUAACAACCAAUUAAUUAUAAACGACAUUAAUGUAAGAAAAUAUAGUGUUUUUAAAAUUAAUUAAUUUAUUCAUUUAUUUAACAAAUCAAUUUUAUCAACCAUGGUCAUGUUCCUAUCAGCUUUUUUAACGUCUCACUUGAAAGAUUGAAGUCGGACUUGAAGAUUUGUUUUCAGAACUAGGUUUCUUACUGCUCACGGAUUAAUAUCCGGGGCAGCACUCUUAAUAUUAUGAAUCAAGUUCAGACGAGUUGUAAAGAUGUGUAGUGAACUGUGAGGUUGGUUGAGGACUCGCUGAUUUACAUUGCGGAUAUUAUAGUUAGGCAAUGAACAAUAAACACCUUUCCUGUUCUGAAUCUUUCUGUAUUCUUUCAAUAAUAAUCUUUUCUUUCAUGAGAUU